AUGGCUAACUCAAUGGUUAUUUACCUGGCUUUAACAUGCUUGGUUUUGAGUGCUCCUUUAGCAAACGCUGCCCAAUCAUGUGGCCAAGUGCAACUAACUGUAGCACCAUGCAUUGGUUACCUUAGAAGACCAGGCCCAUCUGUUCCAGCACCAUGUUGCAAUGGAGUUAGAACUGUUUUCAACCUAGCCAAAACUAUCUCCGAUCGUCAAGCUAAUUGUAGGUGUCUCAAAUCCACUUCACUCAGUUUACCUGGACUCAAUCUUCCCGCCCUUGCAGCCCUCCCUGGAAAGUGUGGUAUCAACGUGCCCUACAAAAUUAGCCCCACCAUUGAUUGCAACAAGGUUACGUACUGA
Lathyrus sativus (Indian pea) is the source of this 354-nucleotide messenger RNA. The record is from the annotation of a GenBank genome assembly. Lineage: Eukaryota; Viridiplantae; Streptophyta; Magnoliopsida; Fabales; Fabaceae.